Molecule: messenger RNA, 8864 nt
Organism: Nycticebus coucang (slow loris)
Lineage: Eukaryota; Metazoa; Chordata; Mammalia; Primates; Lorisidae
Gene: KSR1
Product: kinase suppressor of ras 1
Exons: 14
Coding region: 4208-5866 (552 amino acids)
Biological process (GO): protein phosphorylation
Molecular function (GO): ATP binding; protein kinase activity
Source: RefSeq, a predicted model, not a curated record
GCCCUCCACAAUGCCUGGCUAUUUUUUUGUUGCAGUUGUCAUUGUUCAGCUGGCCCUGGCCAGGCUCAAACCUGCCAGCCUCGGUCCAUGUGGCUGUGCCAAGCCUGACUUAAAGUUUCUCUAUCUAUGUAUUUUGAGUAAAUAAGACAGUCACAUGGUCCAAAAGGCCUCAUCUCUUCUCAUCUCUGACUGGGUACACAGUAAAAAGUCUACCCCCGCCAUGUUUACUUAGUCACCUAGUUCUUCUUUCAGAAGCCAGCCAGGUUAUUGGUUUUGUAUCAUAUCUAUAACUAUUCAAAUAAUCAUUUUUUAAACUUGCCCAUAUCAUUACAUUAUAUAGUUUAAUUUAUACUCUCUGGAUGGGCAUUUAUAAUAUUGUCUUUUUUGCUAUUACAAAGAUUGUCUUGUCAAUAUACCCUUGUGGGCAGAAUCGAAGGCAAAGUUUUUUUAUUUUUUCUGGGUGCCUCUUAUCUUCUUGUACCCCUGCAGGUUGGGGCACCCGACUUCUCUCCUUGACAGAGACACACUUUUACAGGGGGUUCUUUGGGCCCCAGUUUGUCUUGGGUCUCUGAGUCCCCUUGGGCAGAAUGGGCCUGAUCUCCCUAUCCCAGGCAGAACUUGGGUCAUGGACUCUGGGCAGCUCUGCUGGCUUUGAGUAUGCUGCUGCCCAAGGAGGAUAAAUCCAGGUAUGACCUGCCCUGGUCAUUGAUUGGACUGUCCUGCUGGGGCCUGGGUCCCCCCACCCAGGAGGGGCUGUAAAACCACAGUGCAUGAGUCAGUCAGAGAAGGCGUCACAAUAGGCUAAACCCAGUGCCUGUUUCUCAUUUUCUCCUGAAAAGAGCAUUAGGUGGGCCCUGGUCAAAUGACACAAUAGCCUCAGAUCCUAUAGCUGGGGACUGAGCCUCAGACCCUGGAAUUCUGAGUCCACUCCCUGCAAGGCCACCAGAACCAGCAGUGUGAUAGGUGCUCAGGCCAUCUCUUCUGCCCUGAGAGUAGACCGCAUGCUUGGCUCCUCCCAGCUCUCUGCAUCCCUGGAGGCUGUGGCAGCCCCGGGAGAGGUGUUCCUCAGGGUAUGUCCCCACCUGACCCUUCUUACAGGGAUCACCUCUCUGCUGUGCACGGCUGCCCUCCUGCCUAGUCACGCCCUCCCUGACACACUGACCUCUUUUCCUGCCCGGACCCUGGGCUGGGCUCACCCACUCGUGAGCCUCAGUUUCCUCAGCUAUGAAGUGGGGUGAACUCUAAUUGCCAUACUUGGUUGCUGAUGAGGCUCAGAUAAGCUAAUGUCCCAGGGAACGCCUUCCAGCCUAAGGAAAUAUCCCCACAGGAUCUCAGGGGUUCCCACAGUCACUCUGCCAGCCAGGCCUCAGAGUCCCAUGUCCCAUCCCUUGCCUGCUUCCUCCCUGGGGUAACGUUCUAGGAACGUGCUGAGCCAGCAUGGUGACAUAAUCCCUUCUCUCCUUUUUGUUUCCUCCAGGUUUGGUAAGAGUGAUUUAUUUCCGUCCCUUCUGCCACCCAAGAGCUGUCUUUGUGUUGCUGUCCCCAUCGGGGGUGGAUUCCUUUGACCCUCCGUUCCCAUAGUCCAGAAGCAAAGGUGCUGGUGACCGCCUCAGGAAAUAGCUCUAAGACAGGUGGCCUCAAAGUGAUGGGCUGGCCUCAGCCCAGCCAGCAGCUGCUCUCUGAGAAUCAGGGACUUUGAGAGUGUCACAGUCUGCAGGCAGCCCUGCCAUCGCCUUGCUGGCCCCACUGUGACCUCUCUGGCAAGGACAUUUGCUUGCCAGUCUGGGCUGCCUCGGUAAAGCGGGGCUUCUGGGAGGGAGAUGCCAUCUGUCUGGUUUAGGUGGACUUCAGCCAUUCAGCCAUUCUCAGAGCCCCCCACCUGAUGCCUCGGGAUCCCUCUGUCCAGGAGAGGAGCACUCAUGGAGGCAGGGAACGGUGGGGGGGGUGCAUAUGCCCCUUUGAAUGGGAGGAGGGUGCCGGACCCCCUUGGGCCCCCUCUUCCACCCUUCUUGUCUGGCUAGGAGCAGGGUCUCGCAUAUCGCCAGACCGUGGAGUUCUGUCUCCCUAGUCAAGCAGAGGGAGAUGCGUGCCUUUGGAGCCUGCUGCGCAUUGUCCAAGUGGAAGUAUAGAGGCAUCUGGUUUUUGCCUGAGCAAAAUAGCAGUGUAUUUUCAUAUUGUCCUGAGCUGGCUAAGGAGCGUAACAUAGCUGUGGGCGGGGUCGUGGGGGAGAGGAGUGGUGUGGCAGGCAGUGACUGUGCCCUAGUGGAGCUGUGUAGGAACCCAGUGGGGGCUGGGGUGAGGAAGGAGAAAGGGGGUCCACCUUCUUCUCCAGAACACGGGCAGAAGCUCCCAAAGCCCUUAACAGAGUCUUGGAGGAAAAUUGAGCACCUUCAUCCCGAGGGCAGCCCGGCCCAUCAUCCUCCAGUUGUAACACAGGGAGCAAGGAGGGAGGUUGUUAGGCCUUAAGGGCCAGUGUUUCCAUUCAGGUCCGGGAGAGGUGAUACCUGGCACCUGCACCACCUCUCCACCCCGGCUCAUGCCUGUGGCAGAUGUUAUAACCCACAUCUUGCUCUCAGAGGUUAAGUGGCCAGAGUCUCAUUUUCCCACAGUCUGUUUUUCUUAGACUGGCAGCUGACCCCUUAGAGGUUUUUUGAGGCUUUGGCUGCCGCCUGGGUUUGGAGGGGGGGCCCAGGAGAAAUGUGGGAUAAGCCAGCCCCAUGCAGAUGUGCAGAGGGAGCUACAGGUGAGACAGCCAUGGGUUCCCCAUCAAGGAGGAUGUCAAAGGGCCUUUUUGUCCUGAUUGAACUCCCCUGGUGUGGGAGGAGUCAGUACCUCCCACUUGCCUUUCUCCUUGAGGUUGGGUGUGUGGGAUUUGGCCUAUAGUGAACCAGCACUUAAUGAACACGAGCUGUGUGUGGGGCCAGCACUCAGGGGUGAGGGGGCAGUGGUGACCUUCUGACAUAGAGGACACAGCAUGGCCACAGAUCACUCAAGCACAUUUAGAUGUGGGGAACCUGUGGCCUUCUAGGUCCUUAAUUGUGGCCUUUGGACUGAAUCCAAAUUUUACAGAACAAAUCCUUUUAUUAAAAGGGGUACAGCAGAGAAAAAUAAACAUUUUCUUGCUUCCCGUGGUGCUUAAAAAAGAACAAUCUUGAUAUCAGAAGGCUGCAGUUUCCCCGAGCAGAAGGGAUAUCUCAAUGCCUGUAGCCCUUCUUGCAGCAGAGAAAGAGGGUUCCCGAGCCAUCCCCAAAGGCUCAGGCUAUAGCGCCCGGAUGAGGCUGGCCCACGUGGGAGUGUGGUAAAGCUUCACCCUGUCCUCACUCUGCCUGCCAAGAUCUGGCAGUUGUGUUCAGAGGUGCUUCAGGCUGGACAGGUAUGUGGAGAACUAGCCUCAGAUUCCCACUUAACAAGUACAGUUGACCUUUGAUUAACUGGGGUUAGGAGCACUGACCACCCCUUACCCCGUGCAGUCAAAAAUCUACAUGUAACUUUUACCUCUCCUAAAACUUAAUUGCUGAUAGCCUGCUGUUGACCAGAAGCCUUGUUGAUAACAUUUGAUUAACACACCUUUUAUAUGCAUCAUAUAUUCUUACAAUAAAGUGAGCUAGAGGAAAGGAAAUAUUAUUGAGAAAAAUAAGAAAGAGAAAAUACACUAUUCAUUCAGUGGAAACAGCAUCAUAAAGGUCUUCGUCCUCGUGGUCUUCACGUUGAAUAGCCUGAGGAAAAGGAGGGAUUGGUCUUUUUUCUCGGUGGUGGCAGAGGCAGAAGAUCCACGUAUAAAUUGACACAUGCAAAUCAAACUUGGGUUGGCUGUAACUCGGGAGUAAGUCCUUAUAAGUUGGUGGCCUGCGGGUCUAUUUGUGAGAGGUUGAGGGGUGUGGAAACCUCUCCCCUCAGCUUUGCUGCAUUCUGCCACUCAAGCCUGCCCGAAACACUGCAGGGAUGGCAAACUGAGCCGUUGGCAGAGGCCAGACAGCAAAAAUCCCUAGGGAAGCCAGCCAGGCCCCUCCGCUGGAGUAGCCUGGCCUGCCUGUUUUGAUAGGUGGAGGUUCAGGGAGACGUUUUUCUAGUGUGUGAUGAACUCAUUCCCACGCCCCACUCCACCCGCACGAGGUCACAGGUGGAAGCUGUCUGCCUCCGGCAGAGCUGCUUCAGCCUGUCCAACCUGGCCUCUUUUCUCACAGAUCUCCCUCAUGGAUCCCCACAGAUGGUACGAAGGGACAUCGGGCUCUCAGUGACACACAGGUUCUCCACCAAGUCCUGGUUGUCACAAGUCUGCCACGUGUGCCAGAAGAGCAUGAUGUUUGGAGUGAAGUGCAAGCAUUGCAGGUUGAAGUGUCACAACAAGUGCACAAAAGAAGCCCCUGCCUGUAGAAUAUCCUUCCUUCCAUUAACAAGGCUUCGGAGAACAGAAUCAGUCCCCUCCGACAUCAACAACCCGGUGGACAGAGCAGCCGAGCCCCAUUUCGGAACCCUCCCCAAAGCACUGACAAAAAAGGAGCAUCCUCCAGCCAUGAACCACCUGGACUCCAGCAGCAACCCAUCCUCCACCACCUCCUCCACGCCUUCCUCGCCAGCACCCUUCCCGACAUCGUCCAACCCGUCCAGUGCCACCACGCCGCCCAACCCCUCACCUGGCCAGCGGGACAGCAGGUUCAAUUUCCCAGACAUCUCAGCCUUCGCACAGGCAGCCCCGCUCCCCGAUGCCGCGGACAGCACCCGGCUCGAUGACCAGCCGAAAGCAGACGUGUUAGAGGUUCACGAAGUGGAGGCUGAGGAGCCAGAAGCUGGCAAGUCAGAGGCCGAAGACGAUGAGGACGAUGAGGUGGAUGACCUGCCAAGCUCCCGCCGGCCCUGGCGGGGCCCCAUCUCUCGCAAGGCCAGCCAGACCAGCGUGUACCUGCAGGAGUGGGACAUCCCCUUUGAGCAGGUGGAGCUGGGUGAGCCCAUCGGACAGGGCCGCUGGGGCCGGGUGCACCGUGGCCGCUGGCAUGGCGAGGUGGCCAUCCGCUUGCUGGAGAUGGACGGCCACAACCAGGACCACCUGAAGCUGUUCAAGAAGGAGGUGAUGAACUACCGGCAGACGCGGCAUGAAAACGUGGUGCUCUUCAUGGGUGCCUGCAUGAACCCUCCCCAUCUGGCCAUCAUCACCAGCUUCUGCAAGGGGAGGACACUGCACUCGUUUGUGAGGGACCCCAAGACAUCUCUGGACAUCAACAAGACGAGACAGAUUGCUCAGGAGAUUAUUAAGGGCAUGGGGUAUCUUCAUGCCAAGGGCAUUGUACACAAAGAUCUCAAAUCUAAGAACGUCUUCUAUGACAAUGGCAAAGUGGUCAUCACAGACUUCGGGCUGUUUGGGAUCUCAGGUGUGGUCCGAGAAGAACGGCGGGAGAACCAGCUGAAGCUGUCCCACGACUGGCUGUGCUACCUGGCCCCAGAGAUCGUGCGCGAGAUGACCCCUGGGAAGGAUGAGGAUCAGCUGCCGUUCUCCAAAGCCGCUGACGUCUAUGCUUUCGGGACUAUUUGGUAUGAGCUGCAAGCAAGAGACUGGCCCUUUAAGAACCAGGCUGCAGAGGCCUUGAUCUGGCAGAUUGGCAGCGGUGAAGGUGUGAAGCGAGUCCUAGCAUCUGUCAGCCUGGGGAAGGAAGUCAGCGAGAUCCUGUCUGCCUGCUGGGCUUUUGACCUGCAGGAGAGACCCAGCUUCAGCCUGCUGAUGGACAUGCUGGAGAAACUGCCCAAGCUGAACCGCCGGCUCUCCCACCCCGGGCACUUCUGGAAGUCAGCUGACAUUAACAGCAGCAAAGUUGUACCCCGGUUUGAAAGGUUUGGCUUGGGCGUCCUGGAGUCCAGUAAUCCAAAGAUGUAGCCAGCUGUGCAGUUUUCCUGCUGCCUAUUUAUUUCUUUUUGAAACGUGUUUCUAAACCACCAUGACAAAAAUUACACUCCACCCAUGCAGUGCUGCGAACAGGAGCACGAGUCUUCCAUUCAGACCAUUUGUCCACAGAAACACUCGGGUCCCAGGAGAUGGAGCUGCACCUGCUAUGUCUUAAAACAUCACGACCAACAACCAAACCUGUCUUGAGCACAGCAGAUGUUUACAUGUGUGUUUCUGCUGCGUGAACAUGAUGUUUUAUGAUAGGUAAUAAGGAAAAUUUGGUGCAUAGGCGCACUGGCACCGAUGGCCAAGAUGGCAGGAGUGGCCGUCCCCUUAGGAGGACCCUGUAGGUAAUGGGCCCAUGCUGGGCCGGAAGCAAGAAAACCAUCGUGACUGCGGCUGUUCCCAGGGUAGGGCACAAGAUCUUCCCGCCUCUGCUUUGGCCCCAAAUCCUAUCAGUGGGGAAUCUCCCUUUGUGGAGGGGUCUCCCCUCAUCCUAUCGCAGAGACACUGUCCCUUCCUUGUCUUGCAGAGGAAACCCUAGCUAGGAACCGAGCUGCAUUACACAGCUCAGAGCUCCCAGAGAGCUUGGGCUCACCUUCUGACCGCCCCCCGCCACACACACUCCAGGCUUUUCCUACUGGAAAGGUAGAGACAGAAUCCAAAUAACAUCUGGACUGUUUCAGCGGUUCCUAGCCAGGGCUUCUGCUGCAAGGUAAGGAAACAUCCACAUGCCUGUAAAGAUGUUUCUUUUUUGAAGCCCCCAGGCAGGCAGCAAGGGGGUGGGACCAAGGUCUUUGGCUUUUAGACACAUCCCAGUCCCUGACUGAUAUUUGACCCCAGGGCAGAGGGGCAGCCCAGCAUGAGGACUUGGGGGUGGAAACUAAAAAGAUGAGGAAGCAGGUGGCUAACCCCCGCUUCCCAGCUGUAGGGUCACCCUGGCACUUUAGAAACCCAUCGUCAGUCAUGCCAGAAGGUUCUGGGCCUGCCCACCUCUUCUACUCCUAGUCCUGUUAAAACCCUUUAGCCCGUUCCUGGCUCCUCUGUCCCUGUUUCACGCUCAGGUGGGGGCAUGCAGCCUGUGUCUACCCCUUCAGGCCCACCUAGGAAGCCCCCUGUCAGCAGAGCCUUCCCUAGCACCACCAAGCCUUCUAUUUGAGUCCAUCUAAAACCAAAGGGGGGGAAGCAUUUGAGAAACUCUUUGAUGUGAGCGCACCCUACCUGUCUUGUUAGAAACUCACCUGUGAAGAAAAGUUCCAAACAGCAAAGAAGCACUUCAGUGGGGGUGAGAUUACAUUAGGCUCCAAAACCAGGAAGGAAGAGGAGUGAAGGGAGUUGCGAUGGGAUUGGCUUCAGGCCCAGAACCUGUGGCCAUGUUCUCAGCUCACAUUGGGAGCAAGAAGGAAGCUUGCUCCCCGCCUUUCGAUUAGACCCACCUAGCAGAGCCCCCAGUCUCUGUAGCACAUGCCGCUGUGCCAAGACAUUGCAGGGCUGCCUCCCUCUGGCUGAACCCUCCUUGGGAGCAUGGUGACACAGCAGUGCCAGUACCCUGGGACAUUAGGAUCCUGGCCCUUUCCAGUCAGUGUGUGGGGAGCAGGGAAGAGCUAUGAGCCACAUGGCUCCAGCUCUGUUUGGGGCUUUUCUCCCAUCAUCUUUUUGGCCUCCCACACGGCUGUACCUUCCCAGAGGUCACAGUGCGCAUAUGUCCACCUGUCAUCUUUCCACUAGGACAUUGGCUUUUGCCCAGGCGAGAGCAGACCUGGUGGGCAUAGUGCUGAGCCCCUGGGUUGGACAGGAGCUGAAUGAGUCAGACCCACUCCUCCCUGACCCCUGCCACAGCGGGUCAGCCUGCAAAAAAUCUGCAUGUUGCUUUUUCUAGUGAGCGUCACAGUUCAGAAAGCUCUUGUUGAGCACCUACAGUGUAAUUGGUCUUGUGCACAUGUUGGGGACAUAGGAGCAGUCACAAUCCCCACCCUUAAGGAACUGACGAUCUAAUGGGGGUCUGUUACCUGCCAGGAACCCAGAAGCCACCUGGCUGAAGGGCAGAGCUGAGGAACUGGUGGACACCCUCUUCCUUCCUCUCCAAGGCCCUGGGCAGACCUGCUGCCUCUACUCUGCCUGUCAUUUAAGAACCCCGUCCCCACCAUGGUCCCCUUCUCCCUUUUUUACUUAAGUGACUGUGAAUUGCGGGUAGGAAGACGUGAUUGCCCUUCUGUGUGCCCUCUCCGUCUGCCUUGGAAACACUUGAAGGACAACACAUACUGUGAAUUCAACCCUCACGGCCAACUGUGAAGGGGAAGGAGAAAGGUGGGAGGGCUUGGUGAGAGCUCUCGGGGGGCUGGCGGUGGAAGUCUGCUCUGGGGUCUGAAGUGGAGCCCAAGCUUCGGCCCUUCGCAGCACCCCCAGUUCCCAGAAUCACCUCCGAAGCCUUGCUGUCUUUACCCACCAGGGCCGCAGCCCUCUGACUUUCCAUCUAACUUGGAGUUUGGAAUCCUAGCUAGUGCUGGGUUGUGAGCAGCGUGUAGCAAAGUCGAUCUCUCCGUGUCACCAAGUCAGAACACCCUCUGUCAUUUCCUGGCAUUUCUUGUGGUCAUGGAGGAGAAUGGUGAGCCCUGUAAGCCUAUAUCCACCUAUAUUGAUUUGGAGUGGGGAGGGAGGGGUGAGGCAGAGACAAAUGUGAAGCUAGCAGGGGGGUUUGCUCCAUGGGGCUGCAUUAGCCAGGAUUUCAUCACUGUGUGCAAACCUAGUGUCUUCGGGGCCACAAGGUGCACACUUGCUCUUUUUUUUUUAAUGUGAUGUAAAAUUUGUACAGUAAAAGUUUUUAUAUUUUCUAUCAACUGCGUUUGUCUUCCAGAAAUGCUAUUAAUUUAAAUUAAAAUGGUUAGUAUUAACAAAUGUGCUGUAUCAGGGGUUUUUUGCCACUGGCAAGAACACGCCCUCUGUGCUGAGCCAGGCCUGGGUGUCUGGAGUUUGUGAAUAAAGUCAUACC